AUGAGAGGACCGCGGCGGCGGAGCAGCGGGCGGCGGGGCGGGCGGCGCGCGGCAGGCGAGAUAAAAGCGGGAGGCGGAGCCGCCGGGGCGGGCGGGGGCGCGGCGGCCGCGGCAGGAACGGAGCGCGAGCGGGAGCGGGCUCGGAGUCGAGGCGGCGCCGCAGCCUGCCGGGCGGACGGGCGAGGGCGAGGGCGAGCGCCCGGCUCCGCGCUACCCCUGCUCCCCGCGCGCUGCCCCUGCUCCCCGCGCGCCGCGCCCGGUCCUGCGCACGCGACGGCCCCCGGCGGGGAGGAGUCCACCGAGUUUGCCCCGGAGCGCGGGGAAGUUUCCCGCGAAGCUCCGCUCCCGGAAAAGGGGGACCAGCCGGCGGCCGCUGGCGAGGGACAAUCUCCUACAGUCCCUUCUGUCUUCAGAGUGUUCCAGUUCACCUAUGUCUUCACUAGCAUUGAUAUGCUGCAUAUUUAUGUUGUAUUGGGAAAGAAAUGUCAUCAGCAAGAAAGGCAGCCAUCUGAAAUGGUCAUGAACCCCAAACAAGUCUUCCUCUCGGUGCUCAUUUUUGGAGUAGCAGGGCUUCUCCUCUUCAUGUAUUUACAAGUCUGGAUUGAAGAACAGCAUACAGGGAGAGUGGAGAAGAAAAGAGAACAAAAAACAACUUCAGGAUGGGAGCCAAUAAAUUACCUACAGCCUGUAGCCAGAAUCAUGACUAGAGAAAAAAUCCAGGAACGUAUCACCGACCAGAACCCCGAGUUCCACAUAACUGAGGAGCCCAAGGGAAAAAAAGAAAAUCUUCUGCUCAACUCUGAGAGGCCAACUAGGGUCUUAAGGAAGACUAGCCACUCACAAGGAGAGGAAAGAGCUUUGGUUAAGACCACAGGGCCACCAACAAUUAAGCUAAGUGAAAAACAUGAAGGAACUAGGAUCGUUUUUAAGAAGUUCAGCGAAAGGAAAUGGCCAUUGGACAUCCGCCCUUUAAACAAAAGUUUAGUCAAAGACAACAGAUGGAAGGAAACAGAUGUGGCCCAGGAGACACGCAGGUCUUUCCUUCAGGAGUUUUGCAAGAAAUAUGGUGGGGUGAGUCGUCCUCAGUCACAUCUUUUUCAUAUGGUAUCCAGGAUCUAUGUGGAAGAUAAACACAAAAUCUUAUAUUGUGAAGUACCCAAGGCUGGCUGCUCCAACUGGAAGAGAAUUCUGAUGGUACUAAGUGGGUUGGCUUCCUCUGCAUACAACAUCUCCCAUGAUGCUGUUCACUACGGGAAGCAUUUGAAAAAACUAGAUAGCUUUGACUUAAAAGGGAUAUAUACUCGUUUAAACACCUACACCAAAGCUGUUUUUGUUCGUGAUCCCAUGGAAAGGUUAGUGUCUGCAUUUAGGGACAAAUUUGAACACCCCAAUAGCUAUUACCAUCCGGUAUUUGGGAAGGCGAUUAUAAAGAAAUAUCGGCCAAAUGCCUGUGAAGAAGCACUAAAUAAUGGAUCAGGAGUCAAAUUCAAAGAGUUUGUCCACUAUUUGCUGGAUUCCCACCGUCCCGUAGGAAUGGACAUUCACUGGGAAAAGGUCAGCAAACUCUGCUAUCCGUGUUUGAUCAACUAUGAUUUUGUAGGGAAAUUCGAAACUUUGGAAGAAGACGCCAAUUACUUUUUACAGCUCGUGGGCGCUCCAAAAGGGCUGAAAUUUCCAAACUUUAAGGAUAGGCACUCUUCUGAUGAAAGAACCAAUGCUCAGGUCGUGAGACAAUAUUUAAAGGAUCUGACUAGAACUGAGAGACAAUUAAUCUAUGACUUUUAUUUCUUGGACUAUUUGAUGUUUAAUUAUACAACUCCAUUUUUGUAG
Molecule: messenger RNA, 1830 nt
Organism: Neomonachus schauinslandi (Hawaiian monk seal)
Lineage: Eukaryota; Metazoa; Chordata; Mammalia; Carnivora; Phocidae
Gene: CHST9
Product: carbohydrate sulfotransferase 9
Exons: 7
Coding region: 1-1830 (609 amino acids)
Biological process (GO): carbohydrate biosynthetic process; proteoglycan biosynthetic process
Cellular component (GO): membrane
Molecular function (GO): sulfotransferase activity
Source: RefSeq, a predicted model, not a curated record